Messenger RNA from Juglans regia (Persian walnut), 1347 nucleotides. RefSeq names its product protein FAR1-RELATED SEQUENCE 5-like. The transcript has 2 exons. Gene Ontology annotation, molecular function: zinc ion binding. The coding region runs from base 1 to 1347 and encodes 448 amino acids. The record is from RefSeq and is a predicted model, not a curated record. NCBI's taxonomy places the organism in Eukaryota, Viridiplantae, Streptophyta, Magnoliopsida, Fagales, Juglandaceae.
AUGGAUGGUAUCGCUCCGAAAGCUAUUAUCACCGAUCAAGACAGAGCGAUGAAAAAUGCAAUUGCUAUUGUCUUUCCUGAAAGCCGACAUCGACUUUGUUUGUGGCAUAUUCUGAAAAAAGUUCCCGAGAAGUUGUCCUCUUAUGCUUCCUACAAAAGUGGGAUGAAGAAUGCAUUGAUGAAAUGUGUGUAUGAUACACAAACUGUUGAUGAGUUUGAGAAAUGUUGGGAUCAUUUUAUCACCUCUUACAAGUUGCAUGAGAAUGCCUGGCUUUCAAGUUUAUACACUGAGCGUGAGUAUUGGGUGCCAGCAUUCUUGAAGGACUGUUUUUGGGCUGGGAUGAGUACAACGCAACGCAGCGAGAGCAUGAAUGCUUUUUUCGAUGGCUAUGUUCAUGCAAAAACAAACUUGAAAGAAUUUGUCGAUCAGUUUGAUAGUGCGUUGAAAAAAAAAGUUGAGAGUGAAAAUAACGCGGACUUCCAUUCAUUUAGCGUUACCAUUCCUUGCAUAUCUAGAUCUCCUAUCGAGAAGAGAUUUCAAGAACUAUACACAAAUGCUAAAUUUAGGGAAGUUCAGAUGCAACUUACUGGCAUUAUCGAUUUGGAUCCAGAGUUACUUAAGAGGGAUGGUGCAGUAAAGACCUAUCUGAUAGAGGACGAAGUUCGGGUUGAAGAGUUCAGUAAGUCUGUUACGUUUUCUGUGGACUUUAGUGAGGAAAAUACAGAUGCUAAGUGUUCGUGUGGUUUAUUCCAGAUGAGGGGUAUAUUGUGCAGGCACAUUCUCGCUGUAUUUAAAUGUAACGGGAUAAAAUCCCUGCCAGAGAAGUACAUUUUAGACCGAUGGAGGAAAGAUAUCAAAAGGAGAUACACGUUAAUCGAUACCAGCUAUGACGCAGGGGAUCAACGGCCAGAUGCUUCCAGAUAUGCAAGUCUAUUAAAAAUCUGUUACCAAAUGAUUACUCAUGCAGCGGGUUCAAAAAAACAUACUGAGGAUGUCACACAUAAGUUACACGCAAUGAUUGAAUUAUAUACUGAGAAUCAAGAACCCCCAUCGAUUUCCCUCACUGGUUCGAAUGUUGGUUGUACUCAAAAUGACACAGGCACAGUGGGUAGCUCAAAACAAGUACUCAGUCCAUUAGUUGUCAGAGGGAAAGGCAGACCCCCAUCCCUGAGGAGAGCAUCCAGAAUGGAAAAAGAUAUGCGGAGAGUUAAAGGAAAGACAAAGAAAGCAGAAUUGAAACGGAAACAGAGAGAAGGCGGAGAUAUACCAGGGCAAGACACGUGCAGAAAUUUAUUUGGCCCAUCAGAGGUAGAUAUUUCUAAUGUUGGAUACGUGCAUACAUAUUAG